Ipomoea triloba (trilobed morning glory) is the source of this 2378-nucleotide messenger RNA. Its product is annotated as heat stress transcription factor A-4b-like. The transcript has 2 exons. The record is from RefSeq and is a predicted model, not a curated record. Bases 770 to 2119 code for a protein of 449 amino acids. Gene Ontology annotation, molecular function: RNA polymerase II cis-regulatory region sequence-specific DNA binding; DNA-binding transcription factor activity. Gene Ontology annotation, biological process: regulation of transcription by RNA polymerase II. Gene Ontology annotation, cellular component: nucleus. NCBI's taxonomy places the organism in Eukaryota, Viridiplantae, Streptophyta, Magnoliopsida, Solanales, Convolvulaceae.
UAAUCAUGCAGUGCGUGGAGAAUUCAACCUCCAAUUGCUCCCCUCUUCAAACUUGGAACGCUGUCAGCAAUACAAAAGAGGGUCAAAAGACAAAUGAAGAAGGAGGACCGUUGAAAAUUCAACAUCAAACGAUCAUCGCCAUUGCCCUGUUCCUAGUCAAGUCUUCACUCUCUCUCUCUCUCUCUCCUUUUUCUCCCGGUCAAGGUGAAUCAUGGGGGCGAUCCAUUAUCCCCUCCCAGUCUUCCUUCUUAUAUAUAUACUCCCGCUGUCUUGCGGUUACUCCAAGAAUUCUAGUUUUGGUUUUCUUGAAUUUUCUAUCAAACUCCCAGACUGUGUUCUGGGUCUUUCUGAUCACCAUUCUUGUGAGUUUUUGCUAAUAAUUUGAAUUUCACAAUCUGGGUUUUGCUGGAAAUCCCUUUUCUUGGGGUUUAUUGUGGGAAAGUUUCAAACUUUGGGGAAUUUCAGCAAAUUUGAACUCUGGGAUUUGGAAAUUUCUUGAUUCUUUUCUGGGAUUUGGAUGAAAACAUAGGAGUUUUUGCUAAUAAUUUGAAUUUCACAAUCUGGGUUUUGCUGGAAAUCCCUUUUCUUGGGGUUUAUUGUGGGAAAGUUUCAAACUUUGGGAAAUUUCAGCAAAUUUGAGCUCUGGGAUUUGGAAAUUUCUUGAUGCUUUUCUGGGAUUUGGAUGAAAACAUAGGAGGGUUUUGAAUUUUUAUUGAGAGAUACAAAAACACACAAAUCAUUGAAAUCAAACACACACACACACAUAUUGAUGAUGGAUGGAACACAGAGUGGUUCUAAUGCACCUGCCCCAUUUCUGACCAAGACAUAUGAACUAGUGGAUGAUCCAUCCACAAACCAUAUUGUUUCUUGGCAUCAAAAUGGGCGCAGCUUUGUGGUGUGGAAUCCUCCUGAGUUUGCCUGUGAAUUGCUGCCCAAAUACUUCAAGCACAACAACUUUUCCAGCUUUAUCAGACAACUUAACACCUAUGGGUUCAGAAAGAUUGAUCCUGAACAAUGGGAGUUUGCAAACGAGGAAUUUAUAAGAGGACAGACACAUCUCUUGAAGAAUAUCCAUCGGCGUAGGCCAAUCCAUAGCCACUCUGGUCAAGGGAAUUCCGUGGCUCCCUUAAAUGAUUCGGAGAGACAGGGAUUCGAAGAGGAAAUCGAGAGGCUGAAACACGAGAAUAGUUUUCUUCAGUCAGAAGUAGAAAGGCGUGAGCAAGAGAAUCAAGAAUACAAACUUGAGUUUCAGUCGUUCGAGCAUCGGUUGCUGAAGGUUGAUCAAAGGCAGAGGCGACUCGUGGCUCUUUUGGGUCAAUUAUCGCAAAAGCCUACAUUUGCCUCUGCCCUAAUGCAACAAUUGGAUACUCAUAACAAGAAGAGAAGAUUAUCGAUUUCCAAUAGCUUGUAUGAUGAAGACAACAUCGGAGAUAACCAAUUCCUUAGUUUCCAAAAGGGUCCUGGCUCGGGCUCCACCACACAUCUUCCACAGUUAAGCUACGAGCUAGUUGCAAAGUUGGAUUCUUCCAUAAAUUUCUGCGAGAAUGUUCUAAAUGGGAUUUCCAAAACUCCAGGAGAAGAUGUUUACGAGUUUUCUGCCCUUCCUCGGCCUUCCCCAAUUAUUGAAACUGAGAUGCAGGCACGAUCUGGAGAUUCUGAAGUCAAUGUCCGGCCUUGCUCUCUCCAUUCUCAACCGUCAUCAACUUCAAGGGAUAUGUGCUCCUCUCCCGAGUUGGCCGGGUCUUCAAGUCACACUGGUACCCCCGAGAUAUUGUCCAUCUUUCCCAACUUAGAAUCCCGACAUAACCCUUCAGGAAUUGAUGUAAACACUAGUCCUGCUAGUACUCUCGAGCCUACUAUCUUGAAAGAUAAGGUGGAGGGUAGCUCGUCUACAUCUAUGCCUAAUGGAGGUAACGAUGUAUUCUGGCAGCAGUUCCUCACAGAGACUCCCACUCCCGGGUGCUCUGACCGCCAGGAGGUCGAGUCUGAAAGAAGGGAAACUGUUGGGAGAAAGUACGAUAGCCAAUUAGCCGAAAGCCAUAGACCUUGGUGGAACACAAUUAACAUAGAACACCUAACGGAAGGCAUGGGGCAUCUCAGUCCCAUGACCGGAAGCUAAUGCUGCUUCACCGUUUUCUUGUAGAUUUCUUGCCUGCUUGUUGUAUCAUAAAUUUAGAGAGAAUUCUCGAGCAUCGCACUAUGUAAGCUUCUUUUUUUGAGCAUGGCUCGCUCAGUUAGAGCGGGAUCCAUGCUUUCCUGGUUUUGAUUUUGCUUGUAGUCACUAGCUAGAUAUCUUUUUUUAUCAGAAUAGAAGUUUUCUGCAUUCUAGAGUUUAAACUUUAAUCCCUAUUCUCUAUCCCAAUUCUUAUUCACUGUUC